Colletotrichum navitas is the source of this 647-nucleotide messenger RNA. RefSeq lists its product as uncharacterized. Bases 149 to 496 code for a protein of 115 amino acids. NCBI's taxonomy places the organism in Eukaryota, Fungi, Ascomycota, Sordariomycetes, Glomerellales, Glomerellaceae. The transcript has 2 exons. The record is from RefSeq and is a predicted model, not a curated record.
CCUCAUCAGCUCCAACAGUUUCAUUCUAUCAUUCACUUCUUUUGCUUCUCUCCCGCCGGACGGACACUCUUUUUCUUGCAAUCUUAACGUUCAUUUCCCGAAAAGCUUUCGCUCAAUUUCAAACUACAUCUCUCUUUCAAACGACAAGAUGAAGUUCACUCUCCAGUCCGCCGUCCUCGCCCUCGCCUUCGCCCUCCAGGCGAGCGCCGCCGCCGUCGAGGACCCCUCGAUGGCCGCCGUCCGCCGCAACACCCUCCUCAUGGAGCGCCAGGGUGCCAACGCCAACCGCCCCGUCCCCAACGGCUCCUGCUGCAUCGCCAACACGAGCUUGAAGCAGGAUGUCUGCAACGUCAACGGCCAAACUGGCCGCUGCGUUCCUGACAACAUCAACAACUGCGGCGCCAAGUUGACCUGCAUCGAGGACAGCAGAUUGACCUGCGACCCGAACACCCUCGAGCGCGGCCGCCCCCUUUGCCGCCGUCGCCAGGGUGCGUAAAUCAGUGGCUAUGAAGUAAUUGUAAGGGAAGGGGUAACUUGCAAGCAAGAAGCUUAUUGAUCAUGGUCGUGUUGCACGUUACCUUCCAUAGUCAGACCAAAAAAAUAUGAAUGAUAAUGAGUCUCUGGAGAGAUGGAAAAAAAAGAGCACG